Dreissena polymorpha is the source of this 685-nucleotide messenger RNA. RefSeq names its product asialoglycoprotein receptor 1-like. Bases 111 to 596 code for a protein of 161 amino acids. The record is from RefSeq and is a predicted model, not a curated record. Gene Ontology annotation, molecular function: signaling receptor activity. The transcript has 6 exons. NCBI's taxonomy places the organism in Eukaryota, Metazoa, Mollusca, Bivalvia, Myida, Dreissenidae.
AGAUAGUUCGUAAAUUAUCGUUGUUUUUACUUUACCUGUGUGAUAGAACACCUGUCAACAGAAACGAAAGCCAUAUUUUCAAAGCGUUUAAAGUUGCGAGCAAGGGAAGUAUGCUAAAUUUGGUGUCGCUAUUGUUUCUUUGUGGAUCUGCCCACUUAGCCGCUGGCGCCUGUGCCACCGGGUGGGUUCAGUUCGAGACUUCCUGCUACAAGAUUGAAGCCCGAGCUAUAAAGCAGUGGACAGAUGCAAAGAAAGCAUGCGAGGCUGAAAAGGCACAAUUAACCAUAAUCAUGACAAAGGAGGAAAACGAUUUUGUGCAGAGAGAACUCAGGAAGUUACAAAUAGCAGAUAUGGGUAUGCAAUUCUGGAUGGAUGGAACAGAUAUAACAACGGAAGGACAGUGGAUAUGGGAAAGCACUGGAGAGUAUUUUGAAAUUUACGACUGGUCGCCAGGCGAGCCAAAUCAAAGUGGCGGCGAAGAAGAUUGCAUGUCAUUCUUCCGGUUGUACGAUUACCAUUGGAAUGAUGAGCAUUGCAAUCGUCCGGAAGGAUAUGUGUGCGAAAAGGAGAUGGCCAGCGGACCGGCAGUUGGUUAAAAAGUUAUUCGAUAAAAGCGGAUUGACUGUCGACAAGUAUACCUGACUGCAUUUGUAUCUAUGCCAAAAUAAAUAAAAUAAGCAAGUAA